ACCACUCAUCUUCAUUCUUUAUAGUCCGGCCUUUCUGCUCAUCUCUUACAUUUGGUUAGUUCCCGAGUCAGUCAGGUGGCACCUAAGUAAGGGCAGGCUAGAAGAAGCCAAAGCCACCUUGAGAAAAGCAGCAGAAUUCAACGGCAAAGAACUUUCCGAAAAUAUUCUAGAAAAACUCGGCUCGCCGGAGAGCGUGGAAGGAAAUAGAAAUGAAGGUGAAUUCAUGAAAGCUCUCAAAUCCACAACUUUAUUUCUAAGGUUGGUCAACUGCUGUUUCUGCUGGAUAACCUGUACUUUCCUUUUUUACGGACUCACACUGAAUUCGGUUAGUUUGGCUGCUGGGAACAGCUACCUGGAUUUCAUAUUGACAGCACUUAUUGAGAUCCCAGCAUAUAUUUGCUGUACUUUCAUGCUAGAUCUGAUGGGAAGAAGGAAAGCAGUAAGCGGUUCAUAUUUGGUGACAGGUUUAGCGUGCUCUGCAUUCGUAUUCGUGCCACCAGGCAAACAUUUGGGUUCACCUACCAGUACUCAGUUUUUCAAUAAUGUCCUUCGUUGCUGCUUUGUUGACGCUCCUUUUUCCUGAAACAUCCAAUAUAAACCUUCCCGAUACCAUUGAAGAGGCGGAAAAUAUAUCACAGCUAUCAAAAAAACUCCCGGAAAAAUUAGAA
Messenger RNA from Leptinotarsa decemlineata (Colorado potato beetle), 668 nucleotides. RefSeq names its product solute carrier family 22 member 3. Lineage: Eukaryota; Metazoa; Arthropoda; Insecta; Coleoptera; Chrysomelidae. Gene Ontology annotation, cellular component: membrane. Gene Ontology annotation, biological process: transmembrane transport. The record is from RefSeq and is a predicted model, not a curated record. Gene Ontology annotation, molecular function: transmembrane transporter activity.